Papaver somniferum (opium poppy) is the source of this 1844-nucleotide messenger RNA. Its product is annotated as aldehyde dehydrogenase family 2 member C4-like. Gene Ontology annotation, molecular function: aldehyde dehydrogenase (NAD+) activity. Lineage: Eukaryota; Viridiplantae; Streptophyta; Magnoliopsida; Ranunculales; Papaveraceae. The record is from RefSeq and is a predicted model, not a curated record. The coding region runs from base 172 to 1668 and encodes 498 amino acids. The transcript has 9 exons.
UUUUCGAACCGACACCAUAUUCAAACAAGUGAUCAUCAUCAUCCGAUAUUCAGAUAACACCAAAUUCCCCCACAAAAUCCAGAAUACGAUUCCACUGCUUAUUGUCUAUAUACGGAGGAGGAUAAGAGAGCACUAGAAAUCAAUUCCUCAAGUGAAAUCAAAACAGAAGAAAUGGAGGCUAAGCCGACUGAUAUCACCAACGAAAUCCCAGAAAUCAAAUUCACCAAGCUUUUCAUCAAUGGAGAGUUCGUUGAUUCUGUUUCAGGAAAAACUUUUGAAACGAUUGAUCCAAGAACCGGAGAAGUAAUAACUAGAGUUGCAGAAGGAGAUAAGGAAGAUGUUGAUUUGGCUGUCAAAGCAGCUAGAGAAGCUUUCGACCAUGGGAAAUGGCCUCGGAUGUCUGGCUAUGAGAGAGGAAGGAUAAUGAUGAAAUUUGCGGAUUUGAUAGAAGAAAAUGUUGAGGAAAUAGCGAUUCUCGAUACUAUAAAUGCUGGAAAGAUAUUAGCUCAUGGUAAGAUGUUAGAUAUCCCAUUUGCUGCAAAGAACCUACGUUAUUAUGCUGGUGCUGCAGAUAAAAUCCAUGGGAAAACAUUAAAGUUAUCACAAGAGAUGCAAGGGUACACAUUGCUUGAGCCUAUUGGAGUUGUAGGCCACAUCAUUCCAUGGAACUUCCCCUCGGCUAUGUUUUUCCAUAAGUGCGCACCUGCACUAGCCGCUGGGUGCACUAUGAUAGUCAAACCUGCCGAACAGACACCUCUUUCAGCUCUUUAUUAUGCUCAUCUCUCUAAGCUGGCAGGUAUCCCUGACGGAGUUCUCAAUGUUGUUAAUGGAUUUGGUCCCACGACUGGUGCUGCAAUUUGCUCUCAUAUGGACAUUGACAAAGUGAGUUUUACGGGUUCCACAGAAGUUGGUCGGGUAGUAAUGCAGGCAGCAGCAACAAGCAAUUUGAAAGUUGUGUCACUUGAACUUGGUGGAAAAUCACCUCUUAUAAUUUUCGAUGAUGCGGAUUUGGAGAAGGCUGUUGAUCUAGCACUCCUUGGAGUUCUAUACAAUAAGGGAGAAAUCUGUGUUGCAGGAUCUCGUGUUUAUGUUCAAGAAGGAAUUUAUGAUGCAUUUGUUAAGAAAGCAGCAGAAAAAGCGAAGGCUUGGGUUGUUGGUGAUCCAUUUCAUCCAAACACUCAGCAAGGUCCCCAGGUAGACAAGAAGCAGUUCAAUAAAAUACUUUCGUAUAUAGAUCAAGGCAUCAGAGAAGGAGCCACUUUAUUGACCGGUGGUAAACAAGUUGGUGAGAAGGGGUUCUACAUUGAACCCACAAUCUUCACAGAUGUUAAGGAGGAUAUGCAAAUAGUGAAGGAUGAAAUAUUUGGACCUGUAAUGGCCCUCAUGAAGUUCAAGACGGUUGAAGAAGCAAUCCAGAAAGCUAAUAACACACGAUACGGAUUAGCAGCAGGAAUUAUAACUAAUAACUUAAAUUUGGCGAACACAGUCUCGAGAUCAAUACGUGCAGGUGUUAUCUGGAUUAAUUGCUAUUUCGCUUUUGAUUUCGACUGUGCUUUUGGUGGAUACAAAAUGAGUGGUUUUGGAAAGGAUUUGGGUAUGGAAGCUCUCGAGAAGUAUCUUCAAACCAAAUCGGUUGUCACUCCAAUCUACAAUUCUCCCUGGCUUUAGAUGUGUGUUUUACCUAAACUAGUAUUCCAAGAAAACUGCACUCUCGCCGAAAGAAUAAAUGUUACUCUUUAUGUUUGUUGUUUCUGUAUUUCAUUUCGUUCAUGUUCUCCAAUGUAUCAUAACUAUAAUGUUUAUAGACAUUUGCUUGGGAUGCAACUAGUCAAUUCCUUGGUCCA